CCAAAGGCAAACCCAAAGGGAGAUAAUAUAAUUAGUAGUCUUAAACAUGAGCAGACUCCACUUCAUCAGUCUUCAAACUACUUCAGUUCAUUACUAGCAAUAGGAAUGCCCUCUUCUUAAUGAUCCUUCUCCUUUGUUUUUGCGCAACUAAUGUCUGCUUAAAUUUCAAAAUUGAGUUCGGUGGUGUGCUCUUUAACUUUAUGGUGAUUUUCAGCAUUGAUAAUUGAGUUGGAAAAAGAGGACUCAGAGCUGAAGUAAACUGUAACUCCAAAAUUAUUGGUAUUCGUGUUGACAAAUCUAUAUUACUUUUGAUUAAGUAAUACGAUGGCAGCCCCAGUGGUUCAUAUAAGUCUUUUCUCACAUCCUAAAACCAAUAUCCACGUUGCUCCUCUCUCUCUUAUACCGAAGUGCACCUCCCUAAGAGAGCUCAAGCAAAUUCAUGCCUUUUCCAUCAAAAUCCAUCUCCAAAACGACAUAUCUGUCCUUAUUAGACUCAUCAACUUCUGUACUGUAAAUCCCACAUUCGCUUCCAUGGACUAUGCUCAUCACCUGUUCGACCAAAUUCCUCAACCGGACAUUGUUGUUUUCAACAUGUUGGCCCGCGGCUAUGCACGAUCUAAAACCCCCCUUGGAGCCAUUCCACUCUUUGCUCAAAUUUUAUCUGCGGAUAUCCUUCCUGAUGACUAUACCUUCCCUGCCCUACUCAAGGCGUGUGCCUGCUCAAAAGCCUUGGAAGAAGGUAAGCAGUUACAUUGUCUUGCUAUCAAACAUGGCCUUAGUCUUAAUGUUUACGUUUUUCCUACGCUAAUAAACAUGUAUACUGCCUGCAACGACAUCCAUGCGGCUCGCAGAGUUUUUGACAAUGUCGAGGAUCCUUGUAUAAUCAUGUAUAAUGCUAUUAUCACUGGUUAUACUCGAAAUAGUUUACCGAAUGAGGCGCUCGCAUUGUUUCGUCAGUUGCAAGUGAGCAAUGUUAAGCCCACUGAUGUUACUAUGCUGAGUGUGCUUUCUUCCUGUGCUUUGUUGGGAGCACUUGAUUUGGGGAGGUGGGCACACGAGUAUGUUAAGAAGAAUGGCUUUGAUAUCUAUGUGAAGGUGAACACUGCAGUUAUAGAUAUGUACGCAAAGUGUGGAAGCUUAGAAGAUUCAGAGUCUGUCUUUGAGAACAUGCCAGUGAAAGAUACGCAGGCUUGGUCGGCAAUGAUUAUGGCCUAUGCUAUUCAUGGACGUGGUUCCAAAGCUGUAUCAAUGUUUGAAAAAAUGAAGAGGGAACGAGUCAAACCUGAUGAGAUUACAUUUCUGGGUCUGUUAUAUGCUUGCAGUCACUCUGGAUUGGUAGAAGAAGGUUACAAAUAUUUCUAUACUAUGAGUGACAAGUACGGUAUUAUUCCUGGUAUCAAGCAUUACGGGUGUAUGGUGGACUUGCUAAGUCGAUCUGGACAGUUAGAAGAGGCUUAUAAGUUCAUUGAUAAAUUGCCAAUUACGCCGACACCUUUACUCUGGCGAACCUUGUUAUCUGCUUGCAGCAGCCAUGGAAAUGUAGAACUUGGGAAGCUGGUAAUAAAGAGAAUUUUUGAACUAGAUGACUCUCACGGAGGAGACUAUGUCAUCCUCUCAAAUUUAUAUGCAAAAACAGGAAGAUGGGAGGAUGUGGAUUUGUUGAGGAAAAUGAUGAAUGAUAAAGGAGUGGCCAAGAUUCCAGGGUGUAGCUCCAUUGAAGUGAAAAAUGUAGUCCAUGAAUUCUUCUCUGGGGAUGGCGAACGAUAUGUUUCAACUGAAUUGCACAGUGCCCUCGAUGAGUUGGUGGAAGAAUUGAAGGUCAUCGGUUAUAUACCCAACACGUCCCUAGUUUCCCACGACAUGGAAGAGGAAGACAAAGAGAUUACUCUGAGAUAUCAUAGUGAGAAGCUGGCCAUAGCCUAUGGUCUUCUGAACACUCCUGCUGGGACAACAAUCCGUGUGGUUAAGAAUCUUAGAGUAUGUGGGGAUUGUCAUUUGGCUGCGAAAUACAUAUCGUUGUUUUCUCGAAGACAAAUAAUUUUGAGAGAUGUUCAGCGAUUUCAUCAUUUUAAAGAUGGAAAAUGCUCUUGUGGAGAUUUUUGGUAAGAAAAUUUUUGGAACCAAAAGGGUGUUAUCAUCGAUUACAUCAAGAAUUACAUUUAUAGGCCGUUUUCUCUCAUAUGAGAGGUGUUUUCAAUUGCUAAGAGGAUACAAAUGAAAAGGUAACCCAGUUUCCCUCGCUUUCAUCAUUUGGCCUAAUUAAAACUACUGACGUGCAUAGUUAAAGCGACUGCGUGGGAUAUGAAUCAUUUACUUCCACGAUUGAGAUAGUUUUUGUGUUAACUAUAUAUGCAUGAUAUCUUAGUACAUAACAAAUUCUAUAUGAAUUUUUAAGUUCUUAAUUCACAUAAA
Molecule: messenger RNA, 2412 nt
Organism: Humulus lupulus (European hop)
Lineage: Eukaryota; Viridiplantae; Streptophyta; Magnoliopsida; Rosales; Cannabaceae
Product: pentatricopeptide repeat-containing protein At2g02980, chloroplastic
Exons: 1
Coding region: 325-2106 (593 amino acids)
Biological process (GO): RNA modification
Molecular function (GO): RNA binding; protein binding; zinc ion binding
Source: RefSeq, a predicted model, not a curated record